Molecule: messenger RNA, 609 nt
Organism: Lichtheimia ornata
Lineage: Eukaryota; Fungi; Mucoromycota; Mucoromycetes; Mucorales; Lichtheimiaceae
Exons: 1
Coding region: 1-609 (202 amino acids)
Molecular function (GO): protein binding
Source: RefSeq, a predicted model, not a curated record
AUGUCAACUAGUAUCCCACUUGAGGUGAUCGAUUGUAUCCUUGACCAUGUGGAUAAUGCAUCCUUGGUUCAACUAUGCGGAACGACCCGUAAUUUUCGUACAGCAGCAUUACCACGUCUAAUUCGGCAAUUCCUCUCUGGUAUUCAUAUACGCUUAUGGAUUGAGCAACAUGGCCUUAUUGGUCAUCGACCGCUCGAUUUUGUAUGGGAGGCCAUUAGCGAUGUCAAUAAUCGGCUUGUCUUUAUUCCGAGCAAGCGAUCGCAGGAGACCAUGUGCUCUUUUUCAACAUACGACAAAGAUACCUGUUCUCCAAGCCCAUCACCCUUGAUUGAUGGCCUGACAAUGGUUCUACCUGAUACCAAGACAAUGAAACGCAAAAUUGAAAGCACGGCAUACCAAAAAGAUGACCGGAUAUCUAUCGCCCUGAUGACUAAUGAAUAUACAAAGAAGGAAUACCAUGCCACAGCUAAACAUCCUUCUUGGUCGUUGCAUUAUACCACUUGGAUUGAUCCCAUUGACAACAAGCAAGUUCUUUGCCCUCAAUCAUUUGAAUGUGAUUGGAGCCUACCAUUGAAUAUGUCUCUCAAGUCAUCAUCAUCAUCAUCAUAG